AUGGCUGCAAGCCGAGCAACCAAGACCCUUGGCCCGACAGUGCGAAUCAUGGCUGAGGAACGGCUUCGAAGACUCUCACAAGUUUAUGCAGAUGUGGACGGCGAUGGCAUACUCACCGUGGACAACUUAGCGAAGGUCUUCGCCAAGAAGCUUCCCGAGGAUGAAGCCCUGCAGCUUGCGAAGGACUUGGACGUGGAUGGCCGGGGCAAGGUCGUGCUUGAUCAGGUCCUGGGAUGGACGGAGCGCUGUGCGAACAACGUGGAGUUCCUCGAUCGGUUCAAGAUGUUGCAAGCUUUGAAGCUGCCAGUCCUGGUGUCUGGUGUUGGGUCCGACUCUCAACUGUCAUCCUACCUCGGGCGCUACACCAAUGCGCCCAUUGUGCUGGCGGUUGGUGGCGGCAACUACGACAUCGGCCGAGGAAUAUUCCAGGAGAAGAACUACAGCACCUACAAAGGCGGCAUGCUUGAGGCCUUCGGCAAGCUCUUCGCGGGCAAUGUGCGCAUGUUCCAGUAUCCGAACAUUAGUCCUGAGGGAGACGUCUCUGAGAACGUCGAGUUCUCCUCCGGUUCGACGGAGUAUCUCCACCGGUUUCUGGUCGAGCAGGAGAAGAUUGUCUCCAUUGAGCCGACCUACAUGAACAGUUUCGCCGUCAGCAAAGAGUCCAACGAGCCCUAUCGUGGGCAGUCCGAGGAUGUUGUGCAGCUGAUGCGGAAUGGCGACCCUGAGUGGACGAAGUACGUGCCUGACGAGGCGCACGGCAUCAUCAAGGAGUCCAGCUGGUUUCAGAGGUACACUGCCGGAGGUGCCACCUCCCAACAGGUCAUCUACAAGGCCUUCGAGGUCCUGGAUGAGAUCGGAAAAGACAAGGAGCCCCACGCUAACAGAGCCUUCUUGGGCAUCGCAGGCCUCGGCCGAUUGAAGGCCCCGAUGGUGCGACUGGUCGAAUCCAUCGAGAACGGCCCAGAGGCUCUCGUGCGGCUGAGCGUUCCCGACGGUCAGGCCCCCGGUUCCCUGCCGGAAGGAUGCUACGUGGAGUUCUCCGACGUCCAGGGCAGUGACGGAAUCUCUACCCAUCAGGAGCCCUCCCCCUGCGGUGAGCAUGUCACAGCAUGGAAGAUCUCCUCCAAGUCGGAUGAUCCCGUGAACUCCAUCCGAAUUGGGGACACGUCCAACUUCCCUCCCUACGUCUCGGGCGGCCUCGUCACAGAGAAGAAGGUUGGCGUGCCCUAUCCCUUCAAGUCCCUCUCGGAGACCUUGAAGGACCCGGGCAUGCCAUUUGACAGCAUGGUUGGCACGGACAUGAUCAACUUCGGCUCCGAACUCCAAACACACGUGCUGCUUUACGCAGCUUUGACUGUGGAAGCACCAGCCUUGGGGCUGGAAUUGGCCCAAAUUCGCAUAGCGACCUCCUCGUUGAGGUGCCUUCCUCGCAUCAUGGCUUCCGACCCUCCGCCGAUGCCUUUCUUCGUUCGGGAGAAGGAGUUUUUGAAGCUCUACGGCUUUGGUACGUCGCAGAUUGAGGAAGCACAGGCGCCACCUUUCCCUCUCGCGCUGCCCAAGGCGGCGUCCUGGUGUCCUUCGGGUAUCGCUCUGGGCAUGGUUGAUCCGGUUCAGGGACCCCAAGUCGCCGUCUUCGAAUCCGAGAGUGGCACCAAACUGUCCGGUGCGAGCAUUCUGGACUUGCCGAAAGCGCCCAAGAAUGCCUUCACCUUUAUGUGGUCUCCCAUGGGUUCUGCGUUGGUGACGAUUGCGCCGGGUGGAAAGAACUUGCAGGAGUCCAACGUCCACGUCUGGCGCCGCGCCGGAGCGGAUGGUCCCGGAGCGGGCGCAGGUCAGGGCGGCGAGUACGAGCUGCAGGCAUCGUACUGUCACCCCAAGCUCGAGAAGGACAAGAAGGUGCUGCAAUGGACCAACGACGAGAACCUCUGUGCCAGGCUCACGCCGGAAGGAAAGAUCAUCCUCUAUGACGGUGCUAACCUGGGGGAGGACCAUCUCAUGGAGCUGGCUGUUCAAAACGUGGCCGGCUUUGAGUUUGCGCCGAUGACCGCCUCGGAGACCUGCUUCGCCCGCCUGGCGCUCUUCGUGGCGGACCAGCGCGACGACCUCCAAAGGGUCGUCGGCCCGGCCGAGGUCUCCAUUCUCGAGCUCAGCGUGGACGAGAAUGGCAUCCACUCAUCACCUUGCGCCAAGAUGAGUGUGACAUGCGGGCAGGUGGCCGACUUGCUGUGGAACAACAUGGGCAGCUGUUUGAUUGCCCACUGUCAGACGGAGGUGGAUGAGACAGGUCAGAGUUACUACGGUGGAUCGCGGUUGGCCUUCAUGUCGCGUGCCGGGGAGGUGAAGAAGGAUUUGACUGACGAGGAAUGCCAGGGCGGCUGUGUUCAGGCUGUUUCUUGGAGCCCGACACGCGAUGAGUUCAUUCUGAUCUCAGGCUUCCAGCCAGCGAAAGCUACGCUGUACGUCUGGGACGAGAAGGCCAAGAAGGUGUCCUCGAAGAAAACGUUGCUCGACAAGGCGCACCGGAACACGAUCCGCUACAACUCCUUCGGCUCCUUGGUCUGCCUCGCGGGCUUUGGGAACCUGGCCGGUGGCGUCGACUUCUUCGGUCGUGACGAGGACGAUUACGUGCACGUCGCGAGUUGCACCGCCAACUGCACGGUGUCAGCCGAGUGGGCCCCCGAUGGCAGGCACUUUCUGACAGCAGUGCUGGCGCCGCGCAUGCGAGUGGACAAUGCCAUCAACGUUUGGUCGGGCCUCAGUGGCUCCAAAGUGUGCACGACUCCCUUCGAGGCAGUGCGGGGGUUUCGAAGAGCGGAGGGAGAUGGAGUGGUUUCGAGGCCGAAGGCGAAAAGAGUCGGUUGA
Symbiodinium sp. CCMP2592 is the source of this 2862-nucleotide messenger RNA. Lineage: Eukaryota; Dinophyceae; Suessiales; Symbiodiniaceae. The record is from the annotation of a GenBank genome assembly.